Molecule: messenger RNA, 2840 nt
Organism: Cuscuta campestris
Lineage: Eukaryota; Viridiplantae; Streptophyta; Magnoliopsida; Solanales; Convolvulaceae
Source: the annotation of a GenBank genome assembly
GUCUAUGGUGCAUAUGAGACUAUGAGAGUGAAGAAAGAGGUGGUAUAGAGGCUGAGGAUGAUUUCAAAGAUUCAAAAUCAAGAAACGUCAUUAAUAAAAUACAAAUGGUCUGUUCAUGUGUAUAAAUUUAUUGUACAUUUAUUCUGAUUUUAUGGUUUGCAAUUUAAUGUGAAGACUACGGAGAGGGAAGAGGGUAUAGAUAGUAGGUUACAAUAAAGAAAAGGAGGAAGAAGGUUUAUGAUUUGACUAGCCAGAAGAGAGACCCUGGAGGAAGUAUUGUUUUCCCAAGUAGUCAAAUGUGAAAUAGUGGUGUUUUGCAGGUAUUCUUUGGUGUGAAGCCGGAUGAAAAGAUCAAGUUUGUGUGUGGCAUUCAAAAGGCUCAACAUGUUAUAUUUGCUAAUUGGGUGUGUGUUUCCUUAGCAUCCUCACAUUUUGGAGUUGCUAUUGGAGUGGAAGCAUCCGGACGAUUGGAGUGGACGACCAUACUACAUCUAUUUUCAAUCUUCUUCUCCGUGCAGGUUAGGGACUGAAUUUUUCGGUUUCAAUUGCUAAUUUUUUCUCCAAUGGAAACACAUUCAUGACUCAUCAAGAGUACAGAGUCCUUCGCUAGCCUCGACUCACUCAGGUCAGUUUUAUUAUUUUUAAUUAAUUUUUUUAAAUUAUGAUUCCGUUUCUCUUUGUUGUUGUCCUCAUGAAUCCCUUGGUGCUAUUUGUGUCUUGAUUAUCCAAAAUAUAAUAAUAAAGUAAUCUAAUUAAAAGUUUUUGAGCAAAUCCAUCCAAUGAGAAUCUGCAAACUCCAGCGGCUGUGAUCCAAUUUGGGAUAUGAAAUUCAAGACCGGCAGGAGAAACCCGAUGCAGAAACGGGUUUAGGGUUUGAUAAGGCAGGAUUGAAAGUGCAAUCAAGGAAAGUGGUCAUAAUCGUAAAGCAAUCAAAAAAAGGAAAUUGCACAAAUGGGAAGUCAGUAAUCAAAUGGUAUUUAACUAUACAUUGAACCAUGAAAUUCUAUAAUUUAUAUAACUAGAGCUGAUCAGUUGAACAUUUUAGAGGUUUCAUGUUCAACGAGAAUUACACAAAUAUCUGUUCUUCUUCGUCCUUUAUCAAUUCAAACUUGGGCAUCAAUGGAUUGAUCCACAAAGCAGGACGGGAGACCAAGCUGGACUUUUCCACUCCCACCAGGGUGAUUAUCGAAGCUUACGUCGGUUGGAAAAAUAUAUUUCCCUGCAAGAUUUAUUUAGGCAUUCCUGGAUUGUUUUGCCGAGUAGGCCAAAAGUUAUAAGGGGCUGGUGACAUCUAAGCUGUGUUAUUUUUUGGGAUAUUCCACAAAAAUAAGUGUCCAAAUUAAACCAUGAUGGAGGGAGUGUAUCCGAUAUAUGCUUAUAAAUAAUUGAUUAAAAAAUCCAAAAGAUGGUGAGCCUAUAAUAGCAAUGUCUCUUUCCUCUAUCUCUAAUUCUAUUAUUUGUUUGAUGCCAAAACUAUGUAAAAGGUGCAAGUGCAACUAAGGCCGGGAAGAAGUGGAUCGCUAUAGAACUAAAGAAGUCGAUUUGGAAUGAAGUCUCCUAUAUUCCAACUACUAUUUGAGAGCAUCUAUAAAUUGAAGAGAGAUCAUAAUCACGUAUGGGUGGAGAGCAUACCGAGAGAAUGAGAGAUGACCAAUAGGGCAAGGAUGGACGAGGGCCUGAUGUUCGACCAUCUCUUUACAUUAGUGGAUGGAGUCUAGAGAGAGAAGAGUAGAGAGAGGGCAUUCCCGGUAGCUGCCUCCGGCGGCUGGAACAGCCUACCCGUAGUACCAAUCGGCUCUUCUCAGAGGUUUUGAAGGGAGACAAUAAAGUCUAUGGGCAAAUCAAAAUGGAGGGUUACAAUGGAGCACUUCUUACGUUCACCAACAAGGAAAUCCAGGUGCUGUCGUCAAAGUACAAGUAUGCUGUGGUUGGAAGAAUGGCCAAAUUUAUUGCCAACAACAGUAUUGCAGAGUCUCUCAAGAGGUCAAGGUUUGGGAGGGUUCAAAGUCAGCAUCCUAACUCGCUUCCAGGUGCAAGGAAGAAGCUAUAGAGGAAUCUACUGUGCUGCAUGGGCCUACUACUCACUUUAUUUGGAAGUCCAGAAAUCAUUGCUUAUUUUGAAGGAGAGGUAUCGAUGUUGAAGAAGCUUUUGCUCAUGUUAAAUUCAAACUUUGUUCCUAUAUUAAUAAUAGUAGAUCCAAAUGAAAUUUCCCUCUGUUAUAUGGAGUAGUUUCUUUUUUACUCCUUAGACUUGUUUGAUUGAGGUUUUUGUAAAACCCUUGUCUUUUGAUCUACCUCCUGGUGUGCUUUUCCACAGGAGUGUUUAAUAAAGUGCAUUUUGGUUAAAAAUAAAGUUUAUGAACAUUCAGAUUUCAGAUUUCAUUUUUAUGAACAAUACAAACCUCAGACAUUUGCUAAUCAAUGAUGUUAAUGCAACACUUUAAGAUUGUAUGUUAGAUUAAUUUUGUAAGUUUGCACACAUUGUUGUGACUUGUGAGGCAGUGGGUGAAAUGCCACCAGCUGUCAAUGGAUGAUUAGCCUUCAACAUUCUGCUUUUGUUGGCCUCACUGUGAUAGCUGAGAAAGAAGCCACCUAUUGGCAGAGGUAUACAAAAUAAGUUCCAGAAUCAAGUACAGGUUGGCAAACAUGUCUGGGUCAAUUUGCAGAAGUUGCCCAUUGAUAUUGAUGCCUUCCAGAUGGACAUGAUAGUUCUGCCUGAAAAGUAGAUAUGCCAAAAGGGAAGGGGUUCAAACUAAGGACAAUCUUAGCAAAUUCAUGGAGAUUUUUCUUGAGUUCCAUAUUUGUGACACUACAACGGAGGAUAUGGCUCAUCUUUUUCU